AUGGAAGCAGUGACUUUUGGAGGUGACAAUCCUCAACCACGUUUUGGUCACACUAUUUGUGUGAUAGCCCCUAACAAAAUUGCUCUUUUCGGAGGUAGGAUAUUGUUUAGAGGAAGGUGCUGUUGGGGACACUGGAAAAUAUAUUAUAACAGGAGAUGUCUAUAUAGGAGAUGUUAUUUAGAGAAAAUGGAAGAGAAUAGAAGCAAGUGGAAGUGUUCCAACAAAUAGAGCAGCACAUCAGGCAUCGGCAAUUGAAUUGAAUUAAAUGAUCAUUUUUGGAGGAGCAGUUGGAGGAGGGGGUUUGGCUGAUGAUAAUUUAUUUGUUUUUGAAUUACGCGAUGACACAGGUACAUGGAUUACAGUACCAGUGAUUGGCACUACUCCUGGCAGAAGGUAUGGUCAUACUAUGGUUCUAAUAAAACCGUAUUUAAUUGUCUUUGGAGGUAAUACAGGAUAAGAACCUGUAAAUGAUGUUUGGAGUUUCAAUUUGGAGAAAUCUCCAUAUUCAUGGUCUAAAUUGGAAUGCACAUCAGAAUUGCCUUGUGUUAGAGUCUAUCAUUCGGCUGCUCUCUGCAAUACAGGAUCAGCAAAUGGAAUGAUGGUGGCAUUUGGAGGUAGAACAAGUGAUUAGAGUGCUUUGAAUGACACUUGGGGAUUGAGAAGACAUAGAGAUGGAAGAUGGGAUUGGGUAAGAGCUCCUUAUAAAAACUAAAAUGAAAUACCUACUCAAAGAUAUUAGCAUUCAACUUUAUUUUUGGGAACAUUGAUGUUGGUAAUAGGAGGUAGAUCAAACUAAGUGGGAGAAAUUCUUCCAUUUGAAAUUUAUGAUACUGAAACCUCUGAGUGGUAUAAAUUUCAAUCAAUCCAGAGGUUCAGACAUUCAUCAUGGUUAGUUGAUUAAUUUUUAUAUCUCCAUGGUGGAUUUGAUUCAGAUCAACCCAAUAUUCCUACUGAAGGAAUCUUAAGAUUAGAUCUUAACAAACGAUUUGCAUAAACUCCAUAAUUGUUGAGGUAAUUGAAUACUGUAAGAAAUGAUAAUGCUUUCAUGUAAUCAUUCAAUCCUCGUGCUACUCCAAAUUUAAGCAAUAAUAGUACUCAAGAGCAAUUUAGAAAAACAAAUUAGUAGACUCAGUAGAGAAGUAUAAUUUAUUUUAUAAAUUUAGACUAAUAAAGUUAAUAAUAGCUUCGUGUUCAAACUGCGAAUAACAAAAAUGUUAGAUUAGCUAAUUAAGCUUUGGUGGCCAUGGUUUAUGGUCCUGAAGAAGAUAUAACUAAUCAAGUUAAGAAGGUGCCUAUUGAUAAAUUGUAGGAUGAACACAGGAAAUUGGGUGCUGGUUUCCAAGAUCCCAAUUCCUAAAAUAAAUCUUAACUUGUUGAAUAAAUGCUUGCUCCGUUUUUAUAAAACUUAUUAUUGCCUAAAGAUUACCAAUCUAUUCCUCCAAACUCAAAUCUUAUGACUGGGAUUAAAAAAGAUUCCAUAAUUAAGUUGUGUGAUGAAGUUUAGAGAAUUCUCGAAAAGGAGCCUAUCGUCUUAAAACUAAGAAGACCAAUCAAAAUAUAUGGAAAUUUGAAUGGUUAGUAUUUAGAUCUAAUGAGAUUCUUUGAUCAUUUCAAAGCUCCAUAUGAUAAUCUUUACAAUGGAGACAUUGAUUCUUAAGAUUACUUAUUUCUGGGAGACUAUAUUGACAGAGGCACAAGAUCUCUUGAGAUAAUUCUACUCUUAUUCACGCUAAAGGUAAAAUACGGAGAUCAGAUUCACUUAUUAAGAGGACAUCAUGAGGAUCCAAAAAUUAAUAAGAUCUUUGGAUUCGCUGAUGAAUGUUUUUUAAAAUAUGCAGAAGAUAUCAAUGAUCCCAAUAGUAUCUAUCAAAGAGUCAACAGAGUAUUUUAAUACAUGCCAUUAGCUGCGGUAAUAGAGGAUAAAAUAUUUUGUGUUCAUGGGGGUAUUGGAUAGACGAUACGUACAAUCGAUGAAAUUGAACUCAUUCAAAAACCUCUCCAAAUUGUGCACGAUCCUGUUACGGUAAUUUAUUAAUAAUAUAAUAAUUUUAGUAUCAACAGAAGAUUGCUUUAGAGUUAUUGUGGUCUGAUCCCUGUUUAAAUGCAGAAGAAUUGGAAAAUUAACCGAAUGUUGAACGAGAUCUCUUUUAAAAUAAAUCUAUAAUUAGAUUUGGGAACAGUAGAAUCAACAAAUUUCUUUAGGAAAACAAUUUGAAUAUGAUAAUUAGAUCUCAUGAACCUACAAAUGAAGGAUUUGAAAGAUUAAACAAUAGUGUAAUCACUAUAUUUUCUUGUAGUGAUUAUGGCAGUUGUGGCAAUAAAGGAGGUAUUUAAAUCAUAACAAUAUUAUCCUAGCCAUUCUUUCUAUAACAAAGCGAGGAGAUAUCAUCCCAAAGGUUAUUCCGACUGCAAAUAUUAUCAAUGAGGCUAGAUGGCUGAAUUUAGAAGAUGCCGCUUAAAGAACUCAAGGAUUUGUCAAAUAUGUGGACAUCAAUAAUGAUGAAUUAAUUUACAGAAGGAGACCAUUUACUCCUUCGAGAUAGAAAAG
Molecule: messenger RNA, 2548 nt
Organism: Paramecium octaurelia
Lineage: Eukaryota; Ciliophora; Oligohymenophorea; Peniculida; Parameciidae
Source: the annotation of a GenBank genome assembly